Sarcophilus harrisii (Tasmanian devil) is the source of this 1946-nucleotide messenger RNA. It is a transcript of the gene LAP3, whose product is annotated as leucine aminopeptidase 3. The transcript has 13 exons. Bases 1 to 1587 code for a protein of 528 amino acids. Gene Ontology annotation, biological process: proteolysis. The record is from RefSeq and is a predicted model, not a curated record. Gene Ontology annotation, cellular component: cytoplasm. Lineage: Eukaryota; Metazoa; Chordata; Mammalia; Dasyuromorphia; Dasyuridae. Gene Ontology annotation, molecular function: metalloaminopeptidase activity; manganese ion binding.
AUGCUGCUCUCGCUGCCUCUUCCGGCACUGCGGAGACUCGCCGUGGGGAGCGUGCGGAGAAAGCUGCUCGCGUGCCGCGGCUUCUGCGCGUCGUCCCCCCUCCACCAGAGCAGAGCCAUGACCAAGGGCCUCGUUUUAGGCAUUUAUGCCAAAGAAAAGGACGAGGAUGCUCUUCAGUUUACCAGCGCCGGAGACAAAUUCGAUCAACUUGUGUCCGGAAAGCUUAGAGAACUUUUGACUCUAUCUGGGCCUCCACUGAAAGCAGGCAAAACUCGCGUAUUUUAUGGUCUUCAUCAGGACUUCCCCAGUGUUGUUGUAGCUGGCCUGGGCAAAAAGACGUCUGGGAUCGAUGAACUGGAAAACUGGAAUGAAGGCAAAGAAAAUAUCCGCGCCGCUAUUGCAGCGGGAUGCAGGCAAAUUCAGGACUUGGAAAUCACUUCUGUGGAAGUGGAUCCCUGUGGAGACGCGCAGGCUGCUGCAGAGGGAGCCGUGCUUGGGCUCUAUGAAUUUGAUGAGCUAAAGCAAAAAAAGAAAACUCUGGUUUCUGCUCAACUCUAUGGAAGUGAUGAUGAUAAAGCCUGGGAGAAGGGAGUUGUGUUUGCCGAGGGGCAGAACCUAGCCCGACGCCUGAUGGAAACCCCGGCCAACAAGAUGACGCCAACCAGGUUUGCCGAAGUCAUUGAGCAGGAGCUGAGGCGUGUGAGCGACAGUGCCGAAGUGCACGUCAGGACCAAAUCUUGGAUCGAGGAGCAAGCAAUGGGAGCCUUCCUAAGCGUGGCAAAAGGGUCCGAUGAACCGCCGGUCUUCUUGGAAAUCCACUAUCGAGGCAGCCCGAAUGCCGAUGACUCACCCUUGGUGUUUGUUGGCAAAGGGAUCACCUUUGACAGUGGUGGCAUCUCAAUCAAACCUUCUGCAAAUAUGGAUCUCAUGAGAGCUGACAUGGGAGGGGCCGCGACCAUAUGUUCAGCCAUCAUCACGGCAGCAAGGCUCAAGUUACCCCUUAAUCUUAUCGGCUUAGCUCCACUUUGUGAAAAUAUGCCCAGUGGGAAGGCUAACAAACCAGGAGACGUUGUGAAGGCGAAGAAUGGGAAAACGAUACAGGUUGAUAAUACAGAUGCAGAGGGGAGGCUCAUUUUGGCAGAUGCUCUCUGCUAUGCACACACGUUUAACCCAAAGGUUAUAAUAAAUGCUGCAACGUUGACAGGUGCCAUGGACAUAGCUUUGGGGUCGGCUGCCACUGGAGUGUUUACCAAUUCGUCCUGGCUGUGGACUAAGCUCUUUGAGGCAAGCACUGAGACCGGGGACCGCAUGUGGAGGAUGCCUCUCUUUGAUCAUUAUACAAAACAAGUUGUAGAUUGUCAGCUGGCCGAUCUGAAUAACAUCGGGAAAUACAGAUCUGGGGGCGCUUGUACAGCUGCGGCAUUUCUGAAGGAAUUUGUAACCCAUUCUAAAUGGGCCCAUUUGGAUAUAGCCGGAGUGAUGACAAAUAAAGAUGAGGUUCCCUAUCUGAAGAAGGGGAUGUCGGGGAGGCCCACGAGGACCCUGACAGAGUUCCUAGUUCGAAUGAGUAAAGACAAUUCUCAGUGAAAUGCAUCCAAAAAUUCUUCUAUUUCAUCUUCAAUUGGAUAGUUCAGUUAAAACCAUGUUUUAAUGAUGACUUCCUAAAGCUGGAAUAAAAUGAAAAACAUUUGCCUAGGAUCGUGAAUAUAGCCAUUUACUUUCUACAAACAUUUGAUGAAGGGUAGAUUUUACAUAAGACCUACUUGACAACAGAUUUUUAAAGAUGUUUAUAAAUUAAGGUUGAUGGUUUUAAAAAAUGAUUUCUUUGCAAUUUACUGAAUUAAUUGAGAAAAUGCUGAUAAUUUUAGAUUUGCUACAAGAAACCAUGAACAAAAUUACUAUGCAGUGUUCUUAAGCAAUAAACUCAUCUUUGUAUGCUUUCUGGA